Messenger RNA from Frankliniella occidentalis (western flower thrips), 821 nucleotides. RefSeq lists its product as uncharacterized. The annotation marks the transcript as partial. Lineage: Eukaryota; Metazoa; Arthropoda; Insecta; Thysanoptera; Thripidae. The transcript has 4 exons. The record is from RefSeq and is a predicted model, not a curated record.
GGUGGCCUAGGGGCAACCUAAGGGUGGCCUUGGGGCGGCCGAAGGGUGGCGUAGAGGCGGCCCAGGGGCAGCCGCUGCACGGGGGUCUUUGGCAGCUUUCGGGCCGCGUCUUACCGCGUGUUGUCGUGUUCUCCCUCCCCCAGCACUCCGUCGCCGAUCUGAAGAAGACCAAGGUCCCCCAGGACUUCAGCACCAUCCCCGACUGGACCCGUCAGACCGUGCUGGGCGUCGACGUGUACUCCGCCAUCGCCUACUUCUCCGACCCGAGCCUCCUUGCCCUCGGCCAGGGCCGCAACCUCACCGCCGAUACCAACACCGCCGAGGGCAUCUGGAUCGAGCAGGCCGGCGCCGCCCCCGCGCGCAUCGCCUUCGAGGAGGAGGAGCUGGCCGCCACCACCAACUACACCAAGCAGGGCUGCCUCUUCGGCCAGGGCCAGCACUACUUCUACAACCUGACCAAGGAGUCCGGCUGCGAGGAGCGCCGCCCCUACUACAUGCUGUACGAGGCCAAGACCAAGCAGAUGCUCGGCUUCGGCGUCAUCAUCUUCGGCAAGACCUCGCAGCGCUGCUUCCCUCACCGCAAGUGGUUCAUCAACCCGCCAUCCUUCGUCGCCCCCUUGGUGACACCCAACGGCCCCGCCUGCACCCAGAAGUGGAUGCACGACUACGGCUCCACCUCCCUGCACGUGUUCUUCCGCCCCAAGCCCUGGAACAUCAGGUGUCGCACGUAGAGCCGGCCGCGGAGAGGCUGAGGUCAGACUGAGAGAGACGACUCACAACACUACCACCGUUCGCGGGAUUAAACGACACUCUGAAAAGAA